UCGCCUACUUUGGAUAUACAUUUCAAUCGUUUCCUACUAACCAUGAUAACAUUUACAAAUCAUGAUAACGGUUAACUGUGAAAUUUGCCAAUAAAAGAUAUAGACGACUUCCCACGCACUUAAUUUGGCAAUCUUGUUCGGUUCCUCUUCUAACUCGAAGAUUGUAGUUUACUUUCGUUACAACUUCUAUAUUAGUUUAAUGGUCUUUAAUGUACUACCGAAAAGUGACCAGCCUCAAACAAACCCAUCCAUGUGGAGUAUCUAUUUCAGUAAUUUCACGGUGGUCCAUAUACCACAAUAAUAUUUCGCCAAACAAACAAACAAAAUAAAUAAAGUAUAUCAUCCUUGGUUGAAACUAGUGCAAUACCUGAAUCAUGACAAUGCGUGUGUAACAUAAAAUAAGUAAACAAUAUAAAUUGACUGUUAACUGUGACAUUAAUUUCUUAGUCAGUAGGUUUUAGACCCUAUAACCUUGAUGCAUGUAAGAGAACAUUUCUAUGGAUAUUUGAGUGGUCUAUUCUGCUAUAAUUUUGGUCCAGAAAAGUUCUAUAAAAUAUUUCUUUUUUAACUUGUAGUAACGACGCCACCAACGCCUUCGAUGCCUCCUACGACACCUGCUCCUCCAAACCCGUGUGAGCCAAACCCAUGUAAGAACGGAGGCACCUGUGAAGCUCAGGAGGGGAAAUUUACCUGUUCCUGUCCCGAUGGAUACUGGGGAGAACUGUGUGAAGAAAGGGGUCCAAAUGCUGACGAAAGUAAAGACGCAUUGAUGCUAACAAACAUGUACAGAGCUAUGCAUCAGGCUCCACCAGUAACCUGGAACAAGGAGAUAGCUGCUAAAGCACAAGACUGGGCCGACAAAUUAGCCAAAGAACAGAGACUUGUACAUGAGAACGAAAGUUCGACUGAUUACGGCGAAAAUCUGGCUGAGGUAGGAAGUGAAGACAAGGCCCUACUGCGAGCUAUUGAUGCAUGGUAUAAUGAAGUGUCUCUGUACAACUAUGAAGAUCCCAAGUUCUCCACAGACACCGGCCACUAUUCACAGUUGGUUUGGGGUGCCACUAAUGAAAUUGGAAUGGCAAAGGCGAAAACCAGAGACAACACUAACGUGUACGUGGUGGCAAGAUAUAAACCAGCCGGAAACGUUGUUAAUUUGUUUGAAUCAAAUGUAAAACCAAAACAGUAGAAUUUACAGCGCAAAAGGGCAACUUCUUUGAGCCCAGCGAAGUUUUAGAGUUAAUUCAAGAUAAACGUGAAAGAUAGAAUGCACGCGCUUCAAAUAAAGUAACAUUUUUAAGUGUA
Molecule: messenger RNA, 1302 nt
Organism: Orbicella faveolata
Lineage: Eukaryota; Metazoa; Cnidaria; Anthozoa; Scleractinia; Merulinidae
Cellular component (GO): extracellular region
Molecular function (GO): calcium ion binding
Source: RefSeq, a predicted model, not a curated record